GCUAUUUAACCCACAGGUAAGUAAACUCUCAGGUGACAUCGCUUCUCUCUUUCGUCACCUGGGCUCGUUUUUGUUAGAAGAUUGCGGCUUCCUCAGGCAAUAACAGGUUGUAGACAUUCAUUGUUUGUGGAGACGAUAGGAGGAACAACAACCGACACCAAUGCUGCUGUGGAUGACAGUCGCCUUGUCGUGGAUGACAGUGGGCUUGGCGUGUAGAUGUCUGCAACCUACGGACGAAGGCUACUGCAAGAAUGAUAUCGUGUUUCGCGGUAUAGCAGUCGCUGAAUAUCAGGAGGAAACAGAGGAGCCCUACCCCAGGGAAAUACGGAUCUACACUGUAAUGUCGAGGAAAUCUUCUGGUCAAACAGCAGUUUGGUUGGAAUUGACAACGUUCAAUGUGACUACUGCACGUAGCAGCGCCACCUGUGGAGCUUACUUUGAAUUAAACACACCUUACGUCAUUGUUGCCAACGAAGAGAAUGGACAGGUCUCCACUAAUUCGUGCGCAGGAAACACGGAGUGGAAGAGUCUCGAUACGACACAGAAAAGGUUUUUCAGAAGACGUCUGCGAAAGCUGUGUGCUUGAACAAACCCUUCGAUCAAGUUAUUUACCAAACACGUGACCAGCUCGUCGACAUCACGUGACCGACUCAUGAAAUCACAUAACGUCACGUGACGGCAUCGUACCUAGGGCAACCAGUGUUUGUACCACAUGGAAUAAACUUGGUUUUUGUUGUCAAAA
Molecule: messenger RNA, 742 nt
Organism: Pomacea canaliculata
Lineage: Eukaryota; Metazoa; Mollusca; Gastropoda; Architaenioglossa; Ampullariidae
Exons: 4
Coding region: 161-586 (141 amino acids)
Molecular function (GO): metalloendopeptidase inhibitor activity; protein binding
Source: RefSeq, a predicted model, not a curated record